Solanum dulcamara is the source of this 4785-nucleotide messenger RNA. RefSeq lists its product as uncharacterized. Bases 475 to 4095 code for a protein of 1206 amino acids. The record is from RefSeq and is a predicted model, not a curated record. The transcript has 20 exons. Lineage: Eukaryota; Viridiplantae; Streptophyta; Magnoliopsida; Solanales; Solanaceae.
UUUCUCGUUCCUUCCAAAUCUCAUCUCACUUUCCUCCGUUUUUCCUCUCUCCUCUCUUUCAUACCGCGAAAAUCUCAAAAAAAAUAAUAAAAAUUCAGUUUUUUUUUCCAUUUAUAUCUCCUUCAUCCUUCUUUGUUUCUUCAUUUGAAAUCCCUAAUUAAAACCCUAGCCAUAAAUCUUUCCUUUUGAUUGUUAAAAAUCAAAAUCAAAAUCAAAUUAUGCGUUGAGUUCUCAGAUCUGUAUUCCAAUUUUUGUGUUUUUUUGGUUAUAAAAAUUGUUGUGUUUAUCCGUAGAUCUCUCAUAGUUGUUUUCUGUAUAUUUCGAUAUUCAGAUUUGGCAUUUUUGAGUUUUGAGCUGCGGAGGUAGGUUAUAAUUGAAGGAAGUUUUCUGGAAUUGGUUAGUUUUCUUUUUUGGGCGGUUAAGUACCUUUUUUUUUGGAGUUGUGGAUUGAGUUUGUGAUAAGGUGUGUUUGUGAUGGGGAGAGGCGUUUGUAUAGCGGUAAUGAGUGAUGGAAUGAUGGAGAUUGAGAAACCCGGAAAUGUUGAUUUAAAGUGUGAAAGAGAAUGGGCUGUAGAUGGUACUGAACAGGAAUCAUGUGUCGAGAAGCAGAAAUGUGAAACUUUAGAAUUAGCGGCAAUGAGUGAUGGAAUGAUGGAGAUUGAAAAACCCGUAACUGUUGAUUCAAAGUGUGAAAGAGAAUGGGUUGUAGAUGCUACUGAACAGGAGUUAUGUGUUGAGAAGGAGAAAUGUGAAACUUUAGAUGGUGUAGAAUUAGCGGCAAUGAGUGAUGGAGUGAUGGAAAUUGAGGAACCUGUAAAUGUUGAUUCAAAGUGUGAAAGAGAACGGGUUGUAGAUGCUACUGAACAGGAGCUAUGUGUUGAGAAGCAUAAAUGUGAAAAUUUAGAUGGUGUAGAAUUAGCGGCAAUGAGUGAUGGAAUGAUGGAAAUUGAGGAACCCUUAAAUGUUGAUUCAAAGUGUGAAAGAGAACGGGUUGUAGAUGCUACUGAACAGGAGCUAUGUGUUGAGAAGCAGAAAUGUGAAACUUUAGAUGGUGUAGAAUUAGCAGUAGUGAAUGACGGAAUGAUGGAGAUUGAGAAACCCGUAAAUGUUGAUCCAAAGUGUGACAGACAAUGGGUUGUAGAUGCUACUGAACAGGAGCUAUGUGAUGAGAAGCAGAUAUUUGAAACUUUAGAUGGUGUGGAAUUAGAUUGUUGUACUAAUCAUGCUACGAACUGUGCACCUGAAACUGUAGAUGGUGUAAAAGUAGAAUGUUGUGCCACAAACUGUGCACCUGAAACUUUAGAUGGUGUGGAAUUAGAUUGUUGUUCUAAUCAUGCUACGAACUGUGCACCUGAAACUGUAGAUGGUGUAAAAGUCGAAUGUUGUGCCACAAACUGUGCACCUGAAACUGUAGAUGGUGUAGAAGUAGAGUGUUGUGCCACAAAUCGCGAACUUGAAACUGUAGAUGGUGUAGAAUUAGAAGGACGUGCUACAAAUCAUGCACCUGAAACUUUGAACACCCAGGAAUUGGAGUCAGGUGAGCAGUGGAAGAGAUUGAAUAAUUGUGACGUCCAGCCGUAUGUAAGGAUUGACGUGAAGGACGCUUCGAAUGAUGAUAUAUCGUCUGAAGUUUCAAAUCCAAAUUUGUCUCCAAGAGAGAACACUUUAAGUUUCCAGACUAUCAGUAGUCAAGGGGUGGAUUUGUUGAGUAAUAAUCAAGGUGGUUAUGGAGAGAUUACAUCUUUUUCGUCGGGGAAUUCAAGUGCCGAGGAGAGUGUCAGUGAGGAAGAGCAUAAUCAAAUUGAUGCAUCUAAGGUAGUUGCCAAGUCCUCUGUGGUUCUUGAAAUUCCAAAGGAAUUUAGCACAACUGGUGUCAGGAAGAUUAUAUUUAAGUUUAGCAAAAGGAAGGAGGAUUAUGGUAAUGCAUCUGCUGAGGCUGCUCUGCCUGUGACUGCCGGGGUUGAUGAUGGCUUUAGUGAAGCACAGACAUGGAAUCAUUUGGAGUCUGAUGGUACGAGUCUACAUGGGAUUUCAAGCACAAAUGGAGCAUUCUAUCAACAUAGAGAUCCCUUUUUAUGUCCUCCAAACAUGGAACUAAAAAUGUCUAAGAAGGUCAGUUCUGAUGCUUACCCGACAAAUGUCAAGAAGCUUCUGUCAACGGGAAUUUUGGAAGGAGCACGGGUGAAGUACAUUUCAACUUCUGGGAAGAGGGAGCUUCUUGGAAUCAUAAAAGAUUACGGAUACUUAUGUGGUUGUUCACUCUGCAAUUUCUCCAAAGUUCUCAGUGCUUACGAAUUUGAAAUGCACGCGGGGGGCAAGACUAGACACCCGAACAAUCAUAUUUAUUUAGAGAAUGGGAAACCUAUUUACAGUAUAAUUCAAGAGUUGAAGACUGCACCACUUAGUCAACUAGAAGAAGUUGUAAAAGACGUGGCAGGUUCUUCUAUUAAUGAGCAAUAUCUGGAGGCUUGGAAAGCCAAACUCCUACUGCAGCACCAUGAGGUGGGUAGUGCUUACCAAUAUUCGCAUGGAAAAGUUUCAGGGAUGUAUCAGUAUAAGCCAAGUGAUUGCAGUACGGUGAUGGAAGAUGGCCUUUAUCCUGCUUCGUACUCCUAUAUUGACAACUUCCCUCCAAAUCCAUUUAGCUCUAUGGAGACUGCAGAACCAUGGAAGCAUGUGGUUAAAAAGCCAAGGUGCAAUUUUUCCAGCUCAACAGUAGAGCCAAAGAAACCUGCUGAAGGUGGCACAAAAAAAAGGGAUAAUGACUUGCACCGAUCACUGUUCAUGCCAAAUGGACUUCCAGAUGGUACUGAUUUGGCAUAUUAUUCUAAGGGGAAGAAAGUUCUCGGGGGCUACAAGCAGGGGAAUGGCAUAGUCUGCAGCUGCUGUGAUACCGAGAUAAGUCCUUCCCAGUUUGAGGCUCAUGCUGGAUGUGCAGCUAAACGUCAACCCUACCGUCACAUCUACACAUCCAGCGGACUUACCUUACAUGAUAUAGCAUUAAUGCUGGCAAAUGGUCAAAGUAUUGCCACCAAUAACAGCGAUGAUAUGUGUACAAUAUGUGGCGAUGCAGGAGAACUGAUUUGCUGUGAAGGGUGUCCUCGGGCUUUUCAUGCAGCUUGUUUAGGUCUACAGUGUACCCCGACUAGUGGUUGGCUAUGUUCAUAUUGUAGAGACAAAUUUGUCCCUGGUAGGAAAACUGUUGGAGAUGCUGGACCAAUUAUGAUACGGUUGACAAGAGUGGUUAAAGCUCCAGAAUCUGAAGGUGGUGGGUGCGUUGUUUGCAGGACCCCGGACUUCAGUGUUGCCAAAUUUGAUGAUCGGACAGUUAUGCUCUGUGACCAGUGUGAGAAGGAAUACCAUGUUGGGUGUCUGCGGGAAAGUGGGCUAUGUGAUCUGAAAGAACUCCCGAAGGAUAAAUGGUUUUGUUGCAAUGACUGCAGUAAAGUUUAUGUGGUACUUCAGAAUUAUGUUCUGAAGGGAGCUGAGGUCAUUCCAGCUCCUGCAGCAGCUGCCGUAACUAAGAAGCAAGUCCAGAAAUGUUUAAUGGAUACAGCUACAAAUGACAUUCAGUGGCGUAUCUUAAGUGGGAAGAGUCGCUUUGCGGAGCAUUUACCUCUUCUUUCCAGUGCAGCAGUAAUCUUUAGGGAGUGCUUUGAUCCUAUUAUUGCCAAAUCUGGACGAGAUCUUAUACCUGUUAUGGUUUAUGGGAGAAACAUCUCAGGUCAAGAAUUUGGGGGAAUGUAUUGCAUUGUUUUGAUUGUAAAGUCAGUAGUUGUAUCAGCUGGUCUUCUUAGGAUUUUUGGGCAAGAGGUUGCUGAACUCCCUUUGGUGGCUACAAGUAGAGGAAACCAAGGCAAAGGUUAUUUCCAGGCAUUAUUUGGAUGUAUUGAGAUUUUAUUAUCUUCGAUGCAUGUUAAAAACCUGGUUCUGCCUGCUGCUGAAGAGGCUAAAUCCAUCUGGACAAAUAAACUAGGUUUCAGAAAGAUGACCGAUGAACGUUAUCUGAAGUAUUCAAGAGACUUCCAGUUGACGAUAUUCAAGGGGACAUCAAUGUUGGAGAAGGAAGUGCCGCAGACAGCUUAUGAAUUGUAAUUCAUCUUUGUGGAGGACGUGCACAAGGAGCUACAUUGCUACCAUAUCUUGCACUCCCCUCUUAUUUAAGAAGGGAGGGAGGGAUGGAGACUGCUAUAUACUCAAUGAUCUGAAAUGGAACUGGAAAUGGAAAAAGUGGUGGUUCUCAUUGCAGAACAAUCUUUUCUUUGAUACCUUAGAACAUGCAAAAUGCACUUUUAGCUGAUGAAUUUGAGUCUCAAGGUGAUUGAAUAGUACAUGAAGCGAGGUGUUUCUGAAGGUACAUAAAGUUGAUGACGGACCUUAUGGGGAUCAUCCUUAGUUGCAAGGACAAGUGUUUUUUAUUUGGUAUUUACCGCUAUGUUUUCAUAAAGUAGUAUGUGGGUCUUAUAGAUUAGUUUUCAGAUGAUGUAUAAAAGAGCAGCUGAGGAAUGCUCUUCUGAAGUCCUUGAGGCAUGCUGACCUUUUAUCAUGCGUGCGUGGGGGCAAACGUUUUUACCCCUUUCUUUUCGCAGUGAUAGUUUCCUUUUGUACAUUUGCAGUGCAUACAGAGAAAAUUUUGCCAGAAAGUAAUGUAGGAGGAUAUAUGUUAUACAGGACCAUAAGCUGUUUCUUGAUGUGAUUAAUUAUUGACUAUAUGUAGUGAUUGGGUUAACAAAAGAGGAAGUAACAAUUUGUUACUGAUAUUGUUGUAGUAAUCCCUUUGUUCCA